UUCACUGGGCUGGCCACAUCAGGAUCCUCUACCUCUGCCCCUCUGCCUCACCUUCUCUCCAGAGUCCAGGGCCCCCAUGGCCCCCAUGGCCCCCAUGGUCCCCACACUCAUUGCUCUGCUGUGCUUUGAACUGUGUGUGGGCCAAAGGAUCAGGACACAGGCAGGGACACUCUUCAGACCCACCCUCAAGGCUGACUCAGGUCCUCUGAUCCCCCGGGGGACAGCUGUCACCCUCAGGUGCAAGGGACAUCCUGGGGCUACUUGGUAUGGUCUGAAGAAAGGAGAAUCUCAGUCUCAGAAUAUGACUAGAGUUGGGAUGGAGGCUCAAUUCAAUAUUUCAUCUAUGACAAAGGACACCGCAGGAAGUUACUGCUGCCUCUACAAGAGCCAGUCUGGCUUAUCAGAGCCCAGUGAACCUCUGGAGCUGGUGAUGACAGGCUUCUAUGAUAAACCCACCCUUGCAGUCAUAUCCACCCAGGAAGAGGCUGAGGGACACAGCGUGACUCUCUUGUGCCAUUCAGAGCAACAGUUUGAUCGCUUCACCCUGUAUAAGGGGAUAGAGGCCAACACCUCUCGACUCCAGAAAGUCUGGUUCUGGACACAGGUCUCCAGUGCUUCUCUGGCUACUGUUCAGGAAGGAAUCUAUCGAUGCUACAGUUUUCACAGUCAGUAUCCCUACCUGUGGUCGGCCCCCAGUGACUCCUUGGAGGUCAGGAUCACAGGCAGCCCCUGCCCUCUCUCAAUGACAGUCUCUUUCUCACCAGAUGCGACCCCCCAGGAUUACACUGCGUGCAAUCUCAUCCGCCUCAGCCUGGCUGGGCUGGUCCUCAUCAUUCUGGGGGGCCUGCUGGUAGACACCUGGUACAACUUGAGGGAGCUCCAAAGAACAGCCCUUGCCUGA
Molecule: messenger RNA, 901 nt
Organism: Dromiciops gliroides (monito del monte)
Lineage: Eukaryota; Metazoa; Chordata; Mammalia; Microbiotheria; Microbiotheriidae
Product: leukocyte immunoglobulin-like receptor subfamily A member 5
Exons: 5
Coding region: 77-901 (274 amino acids)
Source: RefSeq, a predicted model, not a curated record